This is a messenger RNA of Symbiodinium necroappetens, 402 nucleotides long. The record is from the annotation of a GenBank genome assembly. NCBI's taxonomy places the organism in Eukaryota, Dinophyceae, Suessiales, Symbiodiniaceae.
AUGACCCCAUUGACAGCAUUUUGUCUGGAUUUUGUUGUGGCAAUGGUCAAGUCCAAUGCACCGGCUGGAGACGUGAUGGCUUACAUUUUGGGUUUCAUGGUGGCCCAAAAUAUGCUAUGGUAUCCUGCUACCCUGACUCUUCUCAUCUAUGCCUGCGAACACUUGCCGGCAAGCGCUUUCAAAGGAAAUCGGUAUUUGCAGACUUUGGCGAUAUCGGGCGGCUUGUGGUUGCUGUACGCGCUGGGACUUGCUAUUGCCUUAAAUGCCGCCGCCUCCGAGCGUUGGUGGGAAGCGCCUCUGUGGACGGUGGCGGCGUUGGUGUUUGCUAUUGUUUCGUAUCGGUGUUGCUGGCGGCAGAAGAACCGGAGCUGCGCCUCUUGCAUCGCGGAGGGAAUUGCUUGA